AUGAGGAACGAUGUCCGCAUAAUGCGAGCUGCCCUAGUGCUGGUUCUGGUAUUUGUGCGCGAAGAAACCGGACAGAAAGUCGAUGUUUCGCUCGAUGGUAACGUGAAAAGGGUUUUUCCGGAUGUACAGUUCGUUAGGAAGAAGAGAGGCAUCGAUGGGAUCGAUGAUGUCACCGUUAAAGUCGUCAGAGUCGGAGAUUGGUCGUUGGAGCUCGAUUCCGAGCGCAAUUUGCUCCUGUCCCGUGGCCUCCAAACCGACUGGCUCAAUUCGAACGAUUCGCCCAGCCGGCGGCCGACCAAGCGAUGCGAUUACCACGCGGGCGUGAUAAAGGGACUGGAGAAGAGCUCCAAGGUCGCGGUGACCCUUUGCGGAGCUCUCGUUCGAGGACUCAUCCGCGUCGCCGGCGCCGAUUAUCUCGUAGAGCCCUUCGACGAGCUAACCGGCGAGCACGUUGUCUAUACGAGCGGAACGCACGUAGCUAUCAAACGGGACGCGAACGCUCCCCCGAUCGCUCCAAAUCCCGGCUGGAUGUACAAUCUGACGGGCGACACGAUCGACAUCGAAGUGAAUAUCGAAUCGAACGGGAAUCUCCCCGAGGCGGAGGAAAUGACGCUCUUAGAUCCGGAUGAUGGAACGGGAAGCGGGGAUUCGAAUUCGAAUACCUCGGGGGAUAUUACCGACGAUAAUGGUUAUUUUUACGAUACCGCUUGGACGGUUAAAUCGGUGGAAGUAACAAACUCACCAACCACCAAUCCAUUACCUCCAAGAUGGAUUGAAAUUGCCGUUGCAGUCGAUUACACUUUGAUAUCUUUCCACGGUCGCGCUAGAGUAGAAGAAUACGUUCUAUCGUUAUUAAACAUCGUGAGCGCCAUCUACCAAGACGCCUCACUGGAGGCCAACGCGAAGCUGGUGGUGACCAAGCUGCUGAUGUACGAGAACAAGCGGUUCUGCCACAAGAUCAUCAAGUCCGGCGACGCCAAGAGGUCCUUGGAGAACGUGAACGCCUGGAACAAGGCGAUGCACGGCUCGCUGGCGCCCGCCGAGCCGCGCCACGACCUCGCCAUUUGGCUGACCAGGUCCGACAUCGGGGGCCCGUCGGGGUACGCGCCCGUCGGCGGCGUCUGCGACCCCAAGCGCAGCUGCGCCCUCAACAGGGACGAGGGCCUCACCAGCGCCUUCAUCAUCGCCCACGAAACCGCCCACAUUUUGGGCUUGAGCCACGACGGGGACGGUAAGAAUGGUAAUAAUUGCUCGGACGAUGCGCUGGAGGGUAGCGUUAUGGCUCCGAUGGUAUCGGCUACGUUUAACAGGUUUUACUGGUCGCCUUGUUCGAGGAACGAAGUGAGAAAAUUGAGCAACAAGUGGUGGUGUCUACUCAACCCGCCGACGGGGCCGGAGGAGAUAUCGUUGAAUUCGACCCUACAGGCUUCUUUCACGAUGGAUCAGCAAUGCAGGAUGGAAUUCGGAGACGGAUAUACUAUGUGUAGAUCGUUCGAAAUUAUCGAACCCUGCUCUCAUUUGUGGUGUGGCCACGAAAAGAGCCCUUUCGUAUGCAAAACCAAGAAAGGUCCACCGUUGGAAGGGACGGAAUGCGGCGUAGGGAAGUGGUGCAUGGAAGGUUUUUGCGAGGAUUUCGCCGACAGGGUAGAAAGGGUGCCGAUUUUGCUAAACCCCCAAAACGGCCAAUGGACCGAUUGGAGCCCGUGGAAACCGUGCUCGAAAUCCUGCGGCGUAGGCAUCCAAAUCCGAUCGAGAUCCUGCGAAAAUCCACCGCCGUCGUUCGGCGGGAGGCCCUGCGAAGGGCGCGCGGAAGAGUGGCGUCCCUGCAAAUUGAACGAAUGCUCGGAGAAGAGUGUUGACACGAGGGCCCAGCAGUGCAAACACCUGCCGCGUUUCGUCGAUCUCUCUCCAUCGGCCGAGGCCCAAGUCACCUGGCGACCGUACGAGAGCGACGAAAACGCGAAGAAGUGCAAAUUGAUCUGCCUCAACGGCAGGAGGAGGGAAUUGGUUUUCACCGACGAAAAUUUAGUCGACGGAACGCCCUGCAGCUACGAUCAUCAAGACAAUAUUUGCGUUCAGGGCGUGUGCCAAUACGUUGGAUGCGAUGGAGUUCUCCAUUCCUCCACGAGGAGAGACAGAUGCGGCGUUUGCGGCGGAGACAAUUCCGAAUGCACGGAGGCAAAGAAAAAAUCCCGGAGGAAAUUGAAGAAAGCGUCCAGCAGAAUAGCCGUCCUGCCGGAGAAAUCCCGAGAGAUAAAAGUACAAUUGAACGCGACCAACUACCACGCCGAUAAUCCCGUAUUGGCCCUAAUACUCAAAAAUAGAAAGAGGAAAAGCUACACCGUGCUGAUUCCGGCCAGCGUCGCGCGCAGCGAAAUCGUCGAGGGGACCAAGUUCUAUUACAAAGGGACCGGCAACGCGUACGAAUUUUGGACCAAAGGACCUCUAAGGGACGAAAUGGUUUUGUUGAUCAAAGUAUCGAAAUCCGAACUGCAUUUGGGCAUUAACGUAUCGUAUUCGACGGAGUACUCGAUCCACAAGGACCACCUGGUGCCUUCCAAGCGAUUCGUUUGGAUACCGGGCGGUUGGGGGCCGUGUUCGGCGAGUUGCGGCGGCGGCAGGAGGCAGAAAACCGCCGCUUGCUUCGACAACGACGCCCACCGGGUGGUCAGAAGGUCGGAAUGCGCCCUCAGCCAGAAGCCCAAGCUCGAAACGGACGCCUGCAACACCUUCAGCUGCGAUUUCGAAUGGUUCGCGGGCGAUUGGGAGCCGUGCUCGGCCUCCUGCGGUACGUUGGGGGUGCAGCAUAGAGAGGUUUAUUGCCUGCCGAACUCGGUGCUGGUGGAAACCAACGGUACCGUCGAUCGACCGUGGAGGUACAUGGUGAAUCCGAGUAGAUGCGGAGAAGGUAAACCGAUGAGUUUGAUGGCUUGCAACCGACAACCAUGUUUCGUGUAUUGGACGUUCGGAAAUUGGACCCAGUGUUCGGUGACCUGCGGGCCGGGUUUCCAAACCAGGUCCUCGCAUUGCUUCCCGCCGGAGGAGGAGACGUUCUUCACGUGCGGCGAGGCGCCGGCGCCGCAGCGGCGCUCCUGCUCGGGCGCUUACAACAGAUUCACCAGCCCGCUGUGCAAGGGCAGGAAGAGGAGGACCUGUCGCAAGGACGAUUCCGCGCAUUGCCCGUUCGGUUUGCUGCACAAGUACUGCAAAAUCGGCGGGUUCAGGCGGGCGUGCUGCAGGACUUGCGGCGAGGUUCUUUCGCAGUCGAUUUGA
Messenger RNA from Phyllotreta striolata, 3273 nucleotides. The record is from the annotation of a GenBank genome assembly. Lineage: Eukaryota; Metazoa; Arthropoda; Insecta; Coleoptera; Chrysomelidae.